This is a messenger RNA of Elaeis guineensis (African oil palm), 2656 nucleotides long. Lineage: Eukaryota; Viridiplantae; Streptophyta; Magnoliopsida; Arecales; Arecaceae. The record is from RefSeq and is a predicted model, not a curated record.
UUGUAGAUUACUUGCCACGUUGGACUCGGUUCUGGGUAGGAGAUCAAGCUCAUCUACGGAAUAAAAUCAACGCUUUUUCCUUCCUGUUUCCUCAGUUGCCAAAGUAUAAAAUACAUACGUUUGGUUUCCAGGAAAGUUCAAAACUUUCGAAGUUUUUCGGAAUCUUCGGGUUCGGAUUCUUUCCAAAUUCCUAUAGGAGGGUGGAAAAAUGUCCCAAUUUUUUGACGAUGUCGCUCUCUUGGAAGCGGAGAAGAAAGUUCGAAUCUUUUGAACUUUUGAGGAAUUUUUGGCUUCUCAAUCCUUACAUAAACCUUAGCGGAGUGCUCUGAAUUUAGCGCGGUUCUUUUGCUACUGAAAAUCUUGGGAGUGACCGCUCCUGGGAUCCUCUUCUGUUUUGGGGCGUAAUAAGGGUUUCGGUGGAAAACUAUUAAUGGGGGCACAGCAAUCCAAAGAUGAGUUGCUCUACCAGCAGGUUAAUCACGGCAACAUGGAAAGAAUCAGGGCUCUUCGCCACCAAGGUGCCGGAUUGGAGUGCUGGAUUGGAUGGAUGGAAUUUUUUGGCAGUGGAUGGACAAAGAAGGAAAGACCCCGUUGAUCCUUGCAUGCAUGAGGCAUGAUCUCUUGCAUGUUGCAAAAGCUCUGAUUGAGAUGGGUGCGAAUGUGAAUGCUUAUCGGCCUGGGUGUCAUGCAGGAACUCCACUGCAUCAUGCUGCAAAAAAAGGCCUCGAGCAAACUGUUCAUCUACUUCUCUCUCACGGAGCAAACCCAUUCAUCAUGAAUGAUGAUUGUCAAAGUGCACUUGAUGUGGCCAGAGAGAAGGGGCACUACAAUGUUGUCCGUGCCAUUGAGAGCCGAAUAUGCCUUUUCUCUGGCUGGCUGUGCGAGCAUUAUGGGCCGGGAUUUUUGGAAGCAUUUGCUCCAAAAUUGAUGUCAAGAAAAAUUUGGGCUGUGGUUUUACCUUGUGAUUCUCGUAAUCCAACAAGGCCUCUGAAGUUCGAGUUAGCUAUAUAUCCUGAGCUGCAGGAGCGAAUUCAGCUGCGGGACCGGAGAGAAGCAGGGCUCCCAAAAAGAGUUCGAGUAAGAAAGCGCCUAGGGAGCAACUGCAAUAACAAGGUACCAGGGAGAUUUCGAAGCACGUGCAGAACCUUAGACAAAAGACCACAGCUACUGAGGGUUGUAGAAAAUGACAGAAGAGAAUUAAGAGUUCAUUCUACUUACUAUCAUCAGGUUGCAAAGCCCCGCAUUAUUAUUUCACUUUGGAAAGCUUAUAUCGAGGAACCAAAGUUCAACCAGCCAGAUCCAGCUGUGGUUAUUAUUGACAACGCCACAAGAAUAAAGUACAAGUUUUUAUCGGCAAAUGAAGGUGACAAGCAACAACUAUGGUGGUUCUAUAAUGCAUGCCGAGGAAUUCCCCAGGUGAUUAAUAACAUUCCGGAAACACCAGCAGGUGGACCCAUGCCUCCCCCAUCACAAAUCAACUCAUAUGCAUCAGCAACAUCAACAGGCACACAUACAUCCAACCAGGAAGACAUGGAAAUAGCCAUGGCCAUUAACGCCUCCAUUCAGUCAGCUAUAGCAGAGGGAGUGCCUGAUGUCCAACCAGUCACCCACACCAGCAACACCAGCGGCUGGGGCUGCUCGUCUGGUCAUUCUACCAACAAUGGAUGGCGGCCACCAGAUGUUGCUCCACCAUCAAAAUUAAAUGCCCAAGCAUGUCUGAAUGAGUCAAAUCCCAGUGGAUGCCAUGGAUGUGCUGCUCCUGAAGUUGGGCCAAAUAAUAGGGCAUCACAGCCUACUAUGAGUCAAUCUGAUACAGCAUUCAUUGUUCCAUCUUGGGAGGCACAUCCCACAGUUUUGGUUCCUUCUGCUCCACCAGUUGCCGAUGAGACAUUUUAUGAUGGACCAAUUCACUAUCCAUCGAUAGAUUCCAGUCCUGUUGAUAUAAGCAUGCCAGCUGUAGAGACAAAACCUGUGACUACUGAAGUGAAAGAAGAUACUGCUGGUACUCCAGGAUUUUCCAAACCUGGGAACGAUGAAGUUGAAGAAGGCAGUCGCAAUACUUCUGGGUUUUGUGUCAUCUGUUUGGAUGCCCCAGUGGAGGGGGCUUGCAUUCCAUGUGGUCACAUGGUUGGAUGUAUGCCUUGCUUGAAGGAGAUCAAAGCGAAGAAUUGGGGAUGCCCUGUUUGCCGUGCCAAUGUAGAUCAGGUCGUAAGGCUCUAUGCUGUUUGAGUGGUCAAUCUGGAUCUGAACAGUCUGUAUAUAGUUAACUACAUCAUGAGGAUGAUAGUUCUUGGAUAUUUUGUCAUGAUGUACUAAAUUUUUUGACCCUAUGGGUUGCUCUGGAAUUCCGGUGAAGGUCAAAAUACAGUAAUAUAAUUUGUAUAUACUGUAGAUGCUGUCAGUAAUAGGAUUGCGUUAAUUUCACGCGUUCAGGUAUUGAAAGUAGGGCAAUGUUGUAUGUGGAGAGUCUGUAAUGCUGUUAUUGUGGACAACAUUGGGUGCCUUAUUGUUCCAAAAAAAUCAUUUUGUAUUACAUGUCUGCCUUGCCUUUGCUGCAAAAUGAUAGAUGACAUGUAUCAGAAAUUGGCGUGCUACAUUCUGGAGCCAAAGGGCGAGAAGUUAUGUGCAAUAUUGACCAAGACUGCAUCUUUAAUUU